AUGAGCAAGAAAGAUCUCUUACUCUCCAUGAGGUCUCUUUACGGACUGUACCCGUACAAGUCCAGUAUGAUCAGCCUGGAGUCUCUCGCGGACCCAUCCAGUGAGUGGGACAUCGUAGAGACCAUCGGGAAGGGAACCUAUGGAAAAGUCUAUAAGGUCAUUCAUAAAAAGAAUGGCAAUCAGGCAGCCGUCAAAGUCCUUGACCCCAUCAAUAAUGUCAGUUGUUUUGGACAGGAUGUUGACGAGGAGAUUGAAGCAGAAUACAACAUCCUCAGGUCUCUGUCCAACCACCCCAACGUGGUGAAGUUCUUGGGCAUGUUCUACAGGACCACCGAGCUUUCUGGAGGCCAGCUCUGGCUGGUACUGGAGUUGUGUAAUGGGGGUUCGGUCACUGACCUCAUUAAAGGCCUGCUGAUUCGUGGUCGGCAUCUGGAGGAGCCAUUGAUCUCGUACAUCUUAUACGGAGCUCUGCUGGGUCUUCAGCAUCUCCACAACAACCGAAUCAUCCACCGAGACGUCAAAGGAAACAACAUCCUGCUCACCACUGAAGGAGGAGUAAAACUGGUAGACUUUGGGGUCUCUGCUCAGCUCACCAGCGCUCGCUUAAGGAGAAAUACAUCUGUUGGCACUCCCUUCUGGAUGGCUCCUGAGGUCAUAGCAUGUGAACAGCAGUUUGAUUACUCAUACGACGCUCGCUGUGAUGUGUGGUCUCUGGGUAUCACGGCGAUAGAGUUGGCUGAUGGAGACCCUCCGCUGGCAGAGAUGCAUCCCGUCAAAGCACUCUUCAAAAUCCCACGGAACCCGUCUCCGAUGCUGAGGAGUCCUGAGCAGUGGUGUCGAAGCUUCAGUCAUUUCAUUGCUCAGUGUUUGAUUAAAGAUUUUGAGAGUCGUCCGUCUGUGACUCACCUGCUGGAACAUCCCUUCAUUAAGCAGGCACACGGUAAAGACUCCACACUGAGGGCACAGCUCUCUGUCCUGAUCCGGGAGCAGCAAGAACUGGGCUGCAGGACCAAGACCAGACAUGAAAGGAUCAAUACACGGAAAACGCUGAUAAUUGAAAGCUGUCCUGACGAUGAUCUGGUGAAUCUGGAGGUUUUAGAUGAGGAGUCCAUUAUAACACACCUUCAGAAGCGCUAUGAUGAGUUACAAAUCUACACAUAUGUUGGAGACAUUCUCAUCGCUCUCAAUCCUUUCCAAAGCUUGAGUAUCUACUCUCCACAGUUCUCCAAACUCUACCACGGUGAGAAACGCUCAGCCAAUCCUCCUCACAUCUUUGCCACAGCAGAUGCAGCCUACCAGGGAAUGGUGACCUUCUGCAAAGACCAGUGCAUUAUAAUCAGUGGAGAGAGUGGAGCUGGGAAGACUGAGAGUGCUCAUCUGAUUGUCCAACACCUCACCUAUCUGGGCAAGGCUAACAAUCGAAUGCUGAGAGAGAAGAUCUUACAGGUGAACCCUCUAGUGGAGGCUUUCGGGAACGCAUGCACUGCCAUAAAUGACAAUUCCAGCCGUUUUGGGAAGUAUCUGGAGAUGAAAUUCACCCCUACGGGAGCUGUGAUGGGGGCCAAAAUUUCAGAGUACCUGCUGGAAAAGUCUCGUGUUAUCAAACAGGCCACGGGGGAGAAAAACUUCCAUAUUUUUUAUUACAUAUAUGCUGGCCUUUAUCACCAAGACAAACUCAAGAGCUACAGACUGCCUGAAAAGACUGCCCCCAGGUACAUUAAUAGUGCAAAUGGCAAAGUGAUGCAGGACAUUGUCUCCAGUAAACUGUAUAAAGAACAGUUUGAGGCUAUUCAGGACUGUUUCCGCAUCAUAGGGUUCACAGAAGAGGAAGUGACCUCGGUGUACAGGAUCCUUGCUGGUAUUUUGAACACUGGGAAUAUUGAGUUUGCCUCCAUUACAUCCCAACACCAAACUGAUAAGAGUGAGGUCCCUAAUGCUGAGACUUUAGAGAACGCGGCGGCGCUGUUGAGUAUUGGACCAGAGGAAUUCCAGGAGGCCCUGACCUCCCACUGUGUGGUGACCCGUGGUGAGACCAUCAUCCGCACCAACACAGUGGACAAGGCCACGGACGUGCGUGACGCCAUGUCCAAAGCCUUGUACGGACGUCUCUUCAGCUGGAUCGUCAACCGAAUCAACACCCUGCUCCAGCCAGACGCCAACAUCUGUGCUGUGGAGAAUGGAAUGAACGUGGGCAUUCUGGACAUCUUUGGCUUUGAGAACUUUAAGAAGAACUCUUUCGAGCAGCUCUGUAUAAACAUUGCCAACGAACAGAUUCAGUUUUACUUUAAUCAGCACAUAUUUGCCCUGGAACAGAUGGAGUACCAGAGUGAAGGGGUGGAUGCGGGGCUGGUGGAGUAUGAGGAUAACAGACCAAUCCUAGACAUGUUUCUGCAGAAGCCCAUGGGUCUGCUCUCUCUCCUGGACGAGGAGAGCCGCUUCCCACAGGCCACAGACCAGACGUUAGUCGACAAAUUUGAAGAUAAUCUGCGGUACAAGUAUUUCUGGAGACCGAAGCGUGUCGAGCUGUGUUUUGGAAUUCAGCAUUAUGCUGGAAAGGUCUUGUACAAUGCCAAUGGUUUUCUGGAGAAGAACAGGGACACUCUGCCUGCCGACAUUGUGGUCGUCCUGAGAACGUCUGAGAACAAACUCCUCCAGCAGCUCUUCUCCAGUCCCCUGACCAAAACAGGUAACCUGGCCACAUCCAGAGCACGCGUCACAGCCGCCUCCAGGUCACUCCCUCCCCAGCUCAGCAGUGGGCGGCAUAAGUCUCCCAAGUACCUGUUAAAGGUGGACACCAUGGAGGUGAUGCGACAUCCUGAGGAGACUACCAACAUGAGGAGACAAACCGUGGCGUCUUACUUCCGUUACUCUUUGAUGGAUCUUCUGUCUAAAAUGGUGAUGGGUCAGCCUCAUUUUGUCCGCUGUAUAAAACCCAACGAUGACAGACAGGCUCUGCGCUUCUGUAAGGAGCGAGUGAUGGUGCAGCUCCGAUACACUGGCAUCCUGGAGACAGUGAACAUUCGCCGGCAGGGCUAUUCCCACCGCAUCCUCUUUGAGGAGUUUGUUAAGAGGUAUUAUUACCUGGCCUUCCGUGCCCACCAGAUGCCAGAGAGCAGUAAAGAGAACGCCAUGGCCAUUCUGCAGAGAGCCAAACUGGAAAACUGGGUGUUGGGGAAAACCAAGGUUUUUCUGAAGUAUUACCACGUGGAACAGCUGAACCUGCUACUGAGAGAGGUCAUAGGUCGAGUGGUCGUGAUGCAGGCUUACACUAAAGGUUGGCUGGGAGCUCGACGCUAUAGGAGAGAGAGAGAGAAGAGGAAUAAUGGUGCAAUUAUCAUCCAAUCAGCCUGGAGGGGUUAUGCUGCACGCCAAAAUCUCAAACAGAUCAAGAAGGAGAGAGAGGAAGCCGCCAUCCGUAUACAGUCAGCAUACAGGGGCCAUCGGGUGCGGAAAGACUACUCCGGCCUGAAGCAGAGUCGUCGCCCUUCAUCAUCCUCACUUUCAUCACAUGGAGCCCUGCGGAGGGGGUCAGGUCCAACGGUGAAGUUUCAGCAGCGAACCCCUCGGCGCCGUGGGCAGCAGCCCAAACUCCUGAACAGCCCUGAGGACAGUCUCUACUACAACCAGCUCAGUAGAACUCUGGAUUACCGGGGGAGCAAGAGGCAGCCCAGAAAACUUGGACAAAUCAAAGUGCUGGACGGUGAAGAUGAGUACUACAAAUUGCUGUCGAGCAUAGAGCCAAACCCUGGAAACUUCCAGACCGGCUCCCCCCAGGCCUUGUCAGAGGAGACUCUCCUCAGCCUGGACUGA
Molecule: messenger RNA, 3810 nt
Organism: Chanos chanos (milkfish)
Lineage: Eukaryota; Metazoa; Chordata; Actinopteri; Gonorynchiformes; Chanidae
Gene: myo3b
Product: myosin IIIB
Exons: 34
Coding region: 1-3810 (1269 amino acids)
Biological process (GO): positive regulation of filopodium assembly; sensory perception of sound; regulation of actin filament length
Cellular component (GO): myosin complex; photoreceptor inner segment; filopodium tip
Molecular function (GO): protein binding; microfilament motor activity; ATP binding
Source: RefSeq, a predicted model, not a curated record